This is a messenger RNA of Zingiber officinale, 1183 nucleotides long. RefSeq lists its product as uncharacterized. NCBI's taxonomy places the organism in Eukaryota, Viridiplantae, Streptophyta, Magnoliopsida, Zingiberales, Zingiberaceae. The transcript has a single exon. Bases 85 to 954 code for a protein of 289 amino acids. The record is from RefSeq and is a predicted model, not a curated record.
UAAAACCGCUGUUCAUUAACGUGGUUCGGCCAUGGCGAUGGAGAUCUCCCACCACCGCGUCCCGUCUAUCGCCGUCGCCGCCUGAUGCGCCCUCUACUUUCUCGCAUCACCGCAGGUCUCGCCGCCGCCGCCCUCUCCGCCUUCCCCUAUCCCUCCCCUCCUAAUAUCCUCUUCUUUGUCGCAGAGGUCGCCGCCCACUCGGCCCUACACCUUUCUAAACCCCCCUCCCUUCCCCCUCAUCUUCUUUCCGCGCCUCGCCGUCGCCUCUACCACGUGGUUCCCAUGAAACCGCCCUCCUCCUCCCCGCCGCCGCCGCUCACCUUCUCGUCUCCCGAGUCUCUCUCCGAUUGGAUUCGGCCUCACCUCCCCGUCGACCCUGUCGCCUCGUGGGGCGCGGUUCCUGGCACCAAAUCUCUCAGCAAUCUGUGGCUCGAGAUCAACCAUGGCGAGACGAGUCUCGAACUGAAACCAAAUUCCCAGGAUGAUGCGAGAGGCGAAAAAGAUGGAACCUUUACCGUCCUCCGAGUUGUUAACGUGACUAUCGUCAGGAUCCGCAAUUCUAGAGGCGAAGUCCUUGUCGAAUCCCACCAGCUUCUCUCUGAUGGCACUGUGCGACACAGGUCCCGCCCCCUUUCCGAGAAGAUGAUGCCCGGGGAGGCUGUGGAGGAAGCUGCCCAUCGUGCAGUUCGUGAGGAAUUGGGGAAAGAUGUGGUAAGGAUUUUACCUGGCUCGUAUCAAAUGAGGGUGGAGGAAAGGGCUUCCGCCUCUUACCCAGGCCUCCCUGCAAGGUACAUUUUGCAUUCAGUUGAUGCCGAAGUGGAAGGAUUACCGGAGGUGGGAGAGUUCUCUUCGGAAGAGAAUGGAGAGGGUGUUGAGGCAGUGGAGAAGGCAGUUUUUGUUAGGAGGCACUUCUGGAAAUGGGUUGAUGUUGAUGGCAUCAUACAGCAGUCCUAGCGAUGAUUUGGGGUGAAGUUUUGGUUAGAUUUAUUACAGUUACUAACCUAUUUCAUAUGCAUGAUCUGCAAUUACUAUAGAAAUUUGUUUCUGCAUUGGCGUAUAAGGUGAGGGUAUUGAAAGAUUGGAACAAUGCUGAUAGUUCAUUAGUAUGUAAUCAACAUGACAGCUGAAAUUUCUAUGUCAAAUUAGUUUUGCCCUAACAAUUGAUGCUAUAUUACAUAUUUUA